Exserohilum turcica Et28A is the source of this 471-nucleotide messenger RNA. RefSeq lists its product as uncharacterized. The record is from RefSeq and is a predicted model, not a curated record. The coding region runs from base 1 to 471 and encodes 156 amino acids. NCBI's taxonomy places the organism in Eukaryota, Fungi, Ascomycota, Dothideomycetes, Pleosporales, Pleosporaceae. The transcript has a single exon.
AUGCAUAAUCCAUAUCCAGAGUAUGACAACCCCGCUACAUGGAUGCAGAACUUUGUGCAACAAGGUCACAACAUCUUGUUCGAAGUCGCCAAGAGGUACGAAUAUGAGGUUGAGCAAGCCAAUAAGCAGUUCUCAAAGGAAGACGACGCUAUUGAGACUGCACUCCAAAAGUACGACGAGCAAUGGUCCAGGACUAUCAAGGUGAAGAGUGCGCUAGCAUUAGUCCGAGACCACGAGCACAAGGACGACCUUAAGGAAGCUAGAGAAAUCGUCAAAGAGCAGCUCAGGUCGAUUCAGCGAGAACGCGAGGCCCUCGAGAACCGGAGGCCUAGGUGCGAAGAUCAACACUAUCGACGUCACAAGGCCACUGCAACUCUUUUCGAGAAUCAGCCCAAAUUCUAUGAUGCGAUUGUCUAUCGUAUUCAGAGCGAAAUGUUUGCCUACACCCAAGACGAGCAGCACUCCGAGUGA